AUGGAUUCUAAGAAGUCUAACAAGAUCAGUGACAUUGUUAGGCUUCAACAGAUCCUCAAGAAGUGGAAAAAGCUCGCAAACGCCUCCAAGAACACCAACAGAAGUGGCAAUAGCAGCACAAGCAACUCCAGUUCAACUACCACCUCCAUGGGUAAUGGCAGCAAAAGCAUCAAGUUUCUAAAGAGAACUCUUUCCUUCUCGGACGUCUUGGCAUCGUCUAGUGAUGUUGUCCCCAAAGGCUUUUUGGCCGUCUCAGUGGGGAAAGAGCUGAAGAGAUUUGUGAUCCCGACUGAGCAUUUAAGACACCCCGCAUUCGGGUUACUUCUGCAAGAAGCAGAAGAAGAGUUUGGCUUCCAACAGGAAGGCGUACUCAAGAUUCCAUGUGAAGUCUCUGCUUUCGAGAUGAUCUUGAAGGCUGUCGAGGAAAAAAGAGACGUCACGUUCUUCUCCCAUGAAUAUGUAGAGAAAGAAGCCGUUAGCUGUGGCUCAUCCGAUUGUGAGCUCACACCUUCUCAUCACCCCCAAAUGUGCAGAUAACUUCUGCUUUCAUGUUUCUCUUACUUUCUUCUUUAUGUAUUUUGGUCCUCUGAGUGAUAUUACCUAUAAUUUUAAAGGUA
This is a messenger RNA of Syzygium oleosum, 617 nucleotides long. RefSeq names its product protein SMALL AUXIN UP-REGULATED RNA 51-like. The transcript has a single exon. Gene Ontology annotation, biological process: response to auxin. NCBI's taxonomy places the organism in Eukaryota, Viridiplantae, Streptophyta, Magnoliopsida, Myrtales, Myrtaceae. Bases 1 to 537 code for a protein of 178 amino acids. The record is from RefSeq and is a predicted model, not a curated record.